GUCAUUUCCUUAUUGUACCUUUUUCCCUCUUCAGUCUUCCUUCGGUACAGUCUGAGCUGCGUUGCGCUAUUAGCCUUCCUAGCAUAUGUGCGUUUUUUACAUUAUUGCGAUCACGGAUUUUAUCGUAUUAUUUGUGAGAAUGGAUUCUCUUUAGCAGUAAGAUGUCCAGGAAAAGUGACGCAGGAGAGGAUAUGAGCUGCAGCAACUGGCUGGGUUGUGAGCCUGACACCCCAGACCCUUUUGACCAGGCCUGUCUUUUGGGCAAAAGGAACUUCCUUUUUGACCAUGCCGAAGAUCACGGCAACUUCGGUUCACCAGGCAUCAUUGUCCCGGAAACUCCCAGUCCGGAAUACUGCGGAAGGAGACGUAGGAUCAGGAUCCCGGCGCGGCGGGAAAACGGUGCGGAAUUCCACGCGCGGGACGCAGCCGGCACCGGCCCGGCAGGAAGUGAGGUCGCCGGGGAGGAGGGGGCGUGCCCCGACGACGUCGGCGCGGCGCCGUCGCGGCACAGGCCGAAGCGGCGGAAGCUGUGCCUCCUGGCCGCUGGUUCGAGGGCGGGCGCGGUGACGGGCGGCGGCGGCGGCUUCGUCCCCGCCUCCUCCCUGAUGGCGGCGGUAUCCGCCGAGUCGGCGCGGCUCCAGGCCGGCUCCUCCUCUUCCUCCUCCUCCUCCUCUUCCUCGUCCCGCGAGCGGGCCGCCGACGGGGAUUCUGGGAAACGCGCGCUGGAUCGCGGGGAACGGGCGGUACGCCGGAAGAGGAAGCCCGGAGAGGCGGGGCCGUCCGAACUCUCCGGAAGGGGCGGGGUUAACGCCCAGCCCGGCGAGGAGGCUGCGGCCGGCCGGCUGUCCAACGACGCGGAGCGGGCGCGCUCAUUCCGGUUCGACUGGGACAGCCACCACCCUACCGGCGCAGUCAAGGGGGAGGAGCACAUCGUCAUCAGCGACGAGGACGAUGACGUCACCGCGGCCGUGGUUCGCUCGGCUCAGGUGGAGGAAGAUGAGGCUUUCGCGCGAAGCCUGCAGGCACAGUUUGACAGGGAGGAGCGGGAGGUGGAGCAGAGGAGACAGCAGGCCAGGCCCACCGGCAGUCCCACCCACUCAAAUGGCCACCCAUGUGAGUACCAUGGAGGGUGGAGUUUGAUGUCCUCUCUCACCUCCAUGAUGGACUCCAACGCAUCGUUCCUGUACAGUUUCCCAGAGACGUCCGCUCUGACAGACAGCAGGUCGGGUAGACACGGCGGGGGCCGCGCCCAAUCACAGCGCUCCCGCGGACGCCCCCGUCGCCAGGCCCUCUCCUCGCUCGACGACAGCCAGGGGAACAACUACGAGGCGCUGCUGGCUUUCGAGGAGAGGCAGGGGCCGGCCGUCGCCAAGAACUGCCUGAGCCAGAGAGAGAUCCAGCGGCUGCCGACCAAAACCUUCAACCCCGCCUACUGCGCCGGAAAGACCGACUGCCAGAUCUGCUUCUCUAGCUACACGGACGGCGAAGAGCUGAGGAUGCUCCCCUGUCUCCAUGACUACCACGUGCAGUGCAUCGAUCGCUGGUUAAAGGAGAGCUCCACCUGUCCCAUUUGCAGAGUCGAUGUGUCUGAAGGCGGCUGUCUAAAGGAGACACUGUGACCUCACAAUAGCCCCCCUCUUCCGUGUCACAAUGUGGCACUGUGACACGGGGUCCAGCAGGAGGUAGGGGGGGCGGAGAAAGAACUGCGGGUGGCAGCGGCUGAUUGGAUGCA
Messenger RNA from Anguilla anguilla (European eel), 1732 nucleotides. RefSeq lists its product as uncharacterized. The transcript is spliced from 11 exons. NCBI's taxonomy places the organism in Eukaryota, Metazoa, Chordata, Actinopteri, Anguilliformes, Anguillidae. The coding region runs from base 162 to 1619 and encodes 485 amino acids. Gene Ontology annotation, molecular function: zinc ion binding. The record is from RefSeq and is a predicted model, not a curated record.